Messenger RNA from Varanus komodoensis (Komodo dragon), 1770 nucleotides. Its product is annotated as serine/threonine-protein kinase SBK2-like. Gene Ontology annotation, molecular function: protein serine/threonine kinase activity; ATP binding. Lineage: Eukaryota; Metazoa; Chordata; Lepidosauria; Squamata; Varanidae. Gene Ontology annotation, biological process: peptidyl-threonine phosphorylation; peptidyl-serine phosphorylation. The record is from RefSeq and is a predicted model, not a curated record.
ACGCUUUGACCGGUAAUGCCUGGCAGACGCCCCAGCUGCACUCCACACAGUCUCACAGACAGCAGCAGAAGCAGGAGAGAGAGGCUGGGCACCCCCGAGGUCCUUCAACACAACGGGAGGCGGCGUUUGGCCAUGGACCAGACCUUGGGCAAGAAGGCCCAGGCGCUCCUGGAAGACAUGUUGGAGAUCACUGCCCAGAGUCUGGUGCAGAUGGAAGUGGCUGAGCACUACCAUAUCAUCAAAGAGCUGGGCAAGGGGAAAUAUGGGCAAGUGGUACUGGUGACUCACAGGCAGAGAGGGACCCCGAUGGCUCUCAAGUUGCUGCCUAAGGCUAGCACCAAGCUGCAGAACUUCCUGUACGAGUACUGCGUGGCACUCUCCCUCUCUGCGCACCCUGCCAUCAUUGGUAUGUUUGGCAUUGCCAUAGAGUCCAGCCAGCACUAUGGCUUCCUCUACGAGGCAGCUCUGCACAGAGACCUCAUCUCCAUUAUCAAGCCCAAGGCAGGAAUCCCUGAGCCAGCAGCCAAGCUGUGUGCCAAACAGCUGGUGAGUGCACUGGACUUCAUCCACAGCCGGGGCCUUGUGUACCGAGACGUCAAGCCAGAGAACAUCCUGCUGUUUGACCGCCACUGCCACUGCAUCAAGCUGACUGAUUUCGGGCUGACACGGCCCCAGGGCACCUUGCUGCGUCUUGUGACUGGCAUCAUCCCUUACACUGCGCCCGAACUGAGCCGCGGUACCGGUGACACGCUGGGCCUGCCCAUCGACGCCAGCUUAGAUGCCUGGGCCCUUGGGGUGCUGAUCUUCUGCCUGCUCACGGGCUACUUUCCUUGGGAGAAAACGGUGCCUGAGGACUCCUUCUUUGAUGACUUUGUGAUAUGGCAAGAGUCAGGCCUGGAGGAAGAUCUGCCAUUCCACUGGCGCCCCCUGUCCCAGGACGCCAUCACCAUGCUCCAGGGCCUCUUGGCUCUGGAGCCCACAAAGCGUGGCCCUAUCCGCCGGGUGCUCAGCUACCUCGACCGGCCAUGGCGAGCAGAGGUGGCUGCCAAAGCCCCCUAGGGACAGUACAGGAGAGGUGAAACAAAUUUCACGGAAUAGUAGGGGUGGGGGAGAGGGAGCGGGAGAAAAGCUCUCAGCAAAUCCUAUGCAAACUUGCUUCCAAAAAAGUCAAAUUUCUGUGCUCUCAGUUUGAUUAGUUCGCAACAUUCCCCAGUGCUCACAUUGUUAGGUACUUAGAUAUGAGGGAGAGAGAGAAAGGCUAUACAUCUCUCAGUAAAUUUGGGAAGUGAACUCUUAAAAUGAUUGCCUUAAUGACAUAAUAAUGCCAUUUUAAAAUUGCCCCUCACAAAUAAAAUGUUAAAAUCUUUAAGCUGGAAAAUUUGGACUCACAUUUUGAAAAUAUGCCAGGCUUUGCAGUUUUUGAAAAAUACUAUUUCAGUUCUACGAGACACAGCCAUGGUUUCUAGGCUUGCCGGAGUGAUCCCAGUCUUUACACUGCACGUUCUCUGUUUACCAGCCCUAAAGGCCUGAUAGUGAAGAACCCAGCUGUUGAGUGGCAGGGUGGAAAAUAAAUGUAUAGGUAAUUGUCUCAUGGCAUUUAUUUGGCCCAGAGUACGGUCUAAAGGUACAUAAGCCUUGUUGAAGCAAAGCAGAUCUGGGGCUGGCCUAAGCUUGGAGGGGAGACCACCUGGGAACUGCAUGUAGCCACCUUGAGUUCGACAGUGGGAGAAAGGUAAGAGAGAAAUAUAAUAAAUAAAAAAUUUAUACAAA